AUGCCUUUAGCACCAUUAGCAGAUCCGUGGAAGCGCAUGGAAACUUCCAACGAAGUAGAGGUAAUUCUGAAUAAUGAAUCAGAUAUUGAAGUAGAUAUUACAAAUUGUUGUAAGUUUAAAGCCCAGCCAUCAGAUUUUGAAUUAUUAAAGGUACUUGGUCAAGGAUCCUUUGGCAAGGUUUUCCUUGUAAGAAAAAUUAAUGGUGAUGACAAUGGAACACUGUAUGCUAUGAAGGUAUUGAAAAAGGCCACAUUAAAGGUACAAGACAGAAAGCGUACUAAAAUGGAACGAGAUAUUUUAGCUGAUGUCAGCCAUCCUUUUAUAGUUGAGUUACAUUAUGCUUUUCAAACAGAAGGCAAAUUAUAUUUAAUAUUAGAAUUUCUACGAGGUGGUGAUCUCUUUACCAGAUUAUCAAAGGAGGUAAUGUUCACAGAAGAAGAUGUCAAGUUUUAUUUAGCUGAAUUAGCAUUAGCUUUAGACCAUCUACAUAGUCUUGGUAUUAUAUAUAGAGAUCUUAAACCUGAAAAUAUAUUAUUAGAUGCAGAAGGCCAUAUCAAACUUACAGACUUUGGUUUAAGUAAAGAGUCUAUAUUUGAAGAGAAGAAGACCUAUUCUUUCUGUGGUACUGUAGAAUACAUGGCACCGGAAGUUGUUAAUAGAAAAGGUCAUUUUACUGCUGCUGAUUGGUGGUCCUAUGGAAUAUUAAUGUUUGAAAUGUUAACUGGUGCUCUCCCCUUUCAAGGAAAUAACAGAAAAGAAACAAUGACACAGAUAUUAAAAGCUAAAUUAGGAAUGCCUCCAUUUUUAACUCCAGAAGCCCAGAGUCUACUAAGAGCUUUAUUUAAAAGAAAUCCUGCCAAUAGAUUGGGUUCGGGUCCAAAUGGAAUAGAAGACAUUAAAAACCACCCAUUUUUUGCUUCCAUUGAUUGGGUGAAAUUAAAGAAGCGUUCUCUUUCACCACCAUUUAAACCAGCUGUUGUGUUGUCUGAUGAAGUCUUCUAUUUUGAUACAGAGUUCACAAUGAGAACUCCUAAAGAUUCACCUGGUAUACCUGCUAGUGCCACAGCUCAUGAACUAUUUAAAGGAUUUAGUUUUAUUGCACCAGCUUUAUUAGGUGAAACAGAAAAACCUGUUGACCCACUAGAUAACCAAAUUAGUUUAGCUAAGUUACCAGGAGUUAAAACGAUACCCUUUAAUGAUGAAUAUGAUUUAAAAGAAGAUAUUGGUAUAGGAUCUUAUUCUGUUUGUAAGAGAUGUGUUCACAAGAGCUCAGGAAUCAGUUAUGCAGUCAAGAUCAUGGACAAAGAUAAGAGAGAUCCAUCAGAAGAAAUAGAAAUUUUAUUAAGAUUUGGUCAUCAUUCAAACAUAAUCACUCUACGAGAUGUAUUUGAUAAUGGUAACAAAGUAUAUAUGGUAACAGAAUUAAUGAAAGGGGGAGAAUUAUUAGAUAAAAUAUUACGCCAGAAAUUUUUUUCUGAAAGAGAAGCCAGUGCAGUCUUACAAGUUGUAGCUAAAACUGUUGAAUAUCUUCACUCUAAUGGAGUCGUUCAUCGAGAUUUAAAACCUUCCAACAUAUUAUAUGCUGAUGAUUCUGGAUCUCCUGAAAGUUUACGCAUUUGUGAUUUUGGUUUUGCUAAACAAUUACGUGCUGAGAAUGGUUUAUUAAUGACACCAUGUUACACUGCAAAUUUUGUGGCGCCAGAGGUGUUAAAAAGACAAGGCUAUGAUGCUGCAGUAGAUUUAUGGAGUUUAGGAGUAUUAUUAUAUACUAUGUUAGCUGGACAUACGCCAUUUGCUAAUGGUCCAAAUGACACACCCAAUGAUAUUUUAGCUCGUAUUGGGCAAGGUAAAUUCUCUCUCAGUGGUGGAAAUUGGGAUUCUGUUUCUCAACCAGCUAAAGACUUAGUUCAACGUAUGUUACAUUUAGAUCCCAGUAAUAGAAUAACAGCCACACAAGUUUUAAAUCAUCCAUGGAUAGCCCAACGUGAUUCACUACCCCAUUUACGUCUCUCUUUACAAGAUGCACAUUUAGUCAAGGGGGCUAUGGCAGCAACAUUUAAUGCAUUGAAUGGUAAUACCAAAUUACGCCCAGUGCUAGACCCAGUGGGGGCUUCCAGUCUAGCCCAGCGAAGGGGAAAAAACAAACCGAAGAGUUCCACUGCUGUUUGAUAGACUAAAGAAUCUUGGCCUUUAUUAAAUUAUAUACAAGUAACGAUAUGUAUGUACAUAGAUAUAUACUGAAAUAAACCUAACCCAACAAAAAGCAUCGAGAAUUCUGAUGCAAAUUUCAGAGAAGACAGAUUUUUUUUGUGAUUUUUAUUUUUUGUAUUUGUUAAAUGCUGGGCAUUUGAAAAGUUUAGAAGACAUUAAGAUUUUUGAUAUAUUUUUUUGUAGGGCAAUAUACCAUCCUGGUAAUAUAUACGCUAAAAUAUAUAAUGCAUUUCCUACCAUAAUAAGAUAAGAUAUUUUUGUCAUAAUUAAUUGAAAUGCAUUAAGAGCAUAGAAUGUAUGGUCACAGCAAGAGGCGAUCAAAAUCAUAUCUGAAUUAUCAUUUAAAAGAAAUAAAUGCAUUAAAUUGUCAACUAUGGAAUGUUGAUGUUUCUUUUAAAAGCAAUCAGAAAGUUCCAAGCAUUAACCUACUUGGGUAUUAAAACAAUGUACUUUUUGGUGUGUUUUUGAAGAAAAUCUGUUAAUGUACAUGUACAUUUAAGAAUAAAAGGAAUUAAAAGUGAUUGUAUUAUACUCUUUCUUGAAGGUAUUUAACAGGGAGACAACUCUCUUGCCUUGCGAUAGAAAAUAGAUCCAUGUAUUUAAUAUAUUGAUAGUUUUCCAUUAUUAAAUGUUAUUUUUACUUAGUUUAUGUCUGUUAAAAUUGUGCUUUUCAUUCAUAUAUUAUGUAGAUGUAUUUUAUUUUAUAACAAAUUUGUUCAAUAUAAGAAUUUAAUAACCUUGUUCAAGUUGCUAAAUUUUGCUAUAUUUCUAUCUUUGUUUAAUCCUUAUAUUUAUACCAAAGUUUUCAUUUUAUUGUAGUUACAGAAUUAGUGCUAGUUUUUUGUUAACAAAUUUUGAUAUUUAUUUUACAUUUAUUUCUCAGGCUAGGUGAAGGGGAACUCUAGCAAAAUGAAACCACAAAAUUCCACAAAAAGAUAAAAAGCAUUGUCAUUAUAUAGGGUUGGAUUUAUCUCUUGAGGACAAUAGACAAAUUUAUAUUUAAAAUAAGAUCAUUAGAAAAGCAAAAGAGAUCAUCUAUUUAUGGCUUAUUAGAGAACUGAAUAUUUUUCCUCUGAUAAAGAACCAUCUGCAUUAGAGUAUUUUUGCCUAGUUGAAUAUAAAUAACGUGUUCUUACAGAAUGUGGUUACAUUUUGCUUCCAACAUUUUUUGGUCAUGUGUUAGGUGUUAUAGCUUUGAAUUCUUGUGCUUUUUGAAAAUUUACUGCCCGAUACGGGCAUUAUAUUUACAAUAGAAAGAAUACAUUGCCUUCAGGGCUUUUUUUGUGCUUUUGUAGUUUUUCAAAUUUUGAUUUGGCUUGAUAAUCUAUUUAAAUACAAAUUUGACCAUCUCUAGCUUUUUCCAAUUUUAUUUAGGCUGUUUCUAUAUAAAUCUAAGAAUACUAAGAACUUCAUUGUUUCAAUAAUUUCUAUUUGAUUACAAGAAUUUUUGUAUCUGAAAAUGGUC
Molecule: messenger RNA, 3676 nt
Organism: Lottia gigantea (owl limpet)
Lineage: Eukaryota; Metazoa; Mollusca; Gastropoda; Lottiidae
Exons: 21
Coding region: 1-2169 (722 amino acids)
Biological process (GO): protein phosphorylation; intracellular signal transduction
Molecular function (GO): ATP binding; ribosomal protein S6 kinase activity; magnesium ion binding
Source: RefSeq, a predicted model, not a curated record